Molecule: messenger RNA, 1707 nt
Organism: Lycium ferocissimum
Lineage: Eukaryota; Viridiplantae; Streptophyta; Magnoliopsida; Solanales; Solanaceae
Exons: 4
Coding region: 217-1455 (412 amino acids)
Source: RefSeq, a predicted model, not a curated record
AUUUGUACGUUUACAAACUUGUUUUUGCCAUCCCCGCCCAAAUCCCACAUCCAUGUCGGUCCGAAGCUUAUUAGAGCCAAGCUUUAACUAGCUUAUGUCUGUCUCUCUCUCUUGAACAAUAAAUUCAAAUUCACAAAAUUUCCCCAUUUCUCUCUCUCUGUUCAACGACUAUGAUCCAUUCCCAUUGCCGAGAAAUACGCCUUCAAUUACUUCCUUAUGAGAUCCAUUUUCAAUUGCCAUUCUUACUUGUCUUCUUCUUCUUCGGUGCUGGCGGAUUUGAUUACGGAGAUGUUACCUGAUUUAUUGCCGUGUGAUUGUGCUACUAGUGCUGCCGCCGCUGCUGCUAAUUCCGUUUUGGUCCUUCGCCGUGUCGGGACGGUGGCGCUGUUAUUAGUUGCGGCUUCUUUAUCUUGUUUCGUCCUUUACAGAGGGGGUGAAACAGUUGGAUUCAAGAUCCCUGACUCUCUCAGCUCACAUGCAUCUCGUGUUUUCUUCUUCCUCCCUGCUGAUCACUCCCCCCUUCCCUUGGACACUGAGGAGCAUAAGCUUGAAAAGGUUUUGAAAGAUGCUGCUAUGGCGGAUAGAACUGUGAUUUUAACAACCUUAAAUGAAGCCUGGGCUGCUCCAGAUUCUGUUCUUGAUCUCUUUCUUGAAAGCUUUAGAAUUGGCAAUCACACCCGUGAGCUUUUGAAUCAUUUAGUGAUUAUUGCCCUUGAUGAGAAGGCAUUUUCCCGGUGCUUGGCUGUACAUACUCAUUGCUAUGCACUAGUAAGUGAAGGGGUUGACUUUUCCAAGGAGGCUUAUUUCAUGACCCAUGACUACUUAAAGAUGAUGUGGAGAAGGAUCGACUUCUUAAAGGAUGUUCUUGAAAUGGGAUACAACUUUGUCUUCACGGAUGCUGAUGUCAUGUGGUUCAGAAAUCCAUUUCCUCACUUCUACGAGGAUGCAGAUUUUCAGAUAGCGUGUGAUCAUUUCUUAGGAAACCCUGAAGACGUGGAGAAUAGACCUAAUGGUGGCUUCUUGUUUGUGAGGUCAAAUAAUAGAUCUAUUGAGUUCUACAAGUUCUGGUAUACCUCACGAGAAACGUACCCGGAUUUGCACGAUCAAGAUGUUCUUAACAAUAUAAAGUAUGAUUCAUUCAUUAUUGAUAUUGAUCUCAAAAUGAGAUUCUUGGAUACAACAUAUUUUGGUGGAUUUUGUGAACCGAGCAAAGAUUUGAAUGAAGUAUGUACAAUGCAUGCUAAUUGCUGUUUUGGGAUGGAAAGUAAACUUCAUGAUCUUAGAGUCUUGCUUCAAGAUUGGAAAAACUUCUUGUCUUUGCCACCAACGCUGAAGAGAUCAUUAGCAUUUUCAUGGAGAGUUCCUCAAAACUGCAGUCUUGAUUCUCUUCACUUGUAUGCCCCACCAUUGGAGAACGUAAAACAGGAGAUUGUAGAACAGGAGAAGGUAGAAUAAUAGAACAAGUGUAGAUGACUGACACUAAAUUUAUAGCUGUUGUAGCAAUUGAAGCUGCUUUCUGUGCUGGUAAGUGGUAACAAUGAGGAAACAGCCAUUUUGCUUAACCACUAAGUCAAAGUUAAUACAAGUUUAAUUCGAAAGCUGACCUGUUCUCAGUCCGUUUUCUCCGGCUUUUGUAAAUAUUAAUCUUGAGGUUCUGGUCCAACUUGGCGAAAGAAUAUUACAAAAUUUUGUCUUGUUUCCUCGUCA